AUGGGUAGACGUCCUGCACGUUGCUAUCGCUAUUGCAAAAACAAGCCCUAUCCUAAGUCGCGCUUCUGUCGUGGUGUCCCUGAUCCCAAAAUCAGAAUUUUUGAUUUGGGAAAGAAGAAGAUUGGCGUCGAUGAGUUCCCAUUGUGCGUUCAUAUGCUUUCUGAUGAGUACGAACAGCUUUCCAGUGAAGCUUUGGAGGCUGCUCGUAUCUGCGCCAACAAGUACCUCGUGAAGUAUUGUGGCAAGGAUGCGUUCCACUUGCGUGUUCGUGUACAUCCAUUCCAUGUAGUGCGUAUUAACAAAAUGUUAUCAUGCGCUGGUGCGGAUCGUCUCCAAACUGGCAUGCGUGGUGCCUACGGAAAGCCUCUUGGUACUGUUGCCCGUGUCAACAUCGGACAAACCAUAAUGUCUGUUCGUGGUAAGGAGCAACACAAGGCCCAAUUUAUUGAGGCCUUCCGACGUGCCAAAAUGAAGUUCCCCGGUCGCCAAAAGAUCGCUGUAUCGCAGAACUGGGGCUUCACUAAAUUCAAAGCCGAUAAUUUCCAGGAGAUGCGAAAAAUUGGCAAGUUGCGUCCUGACGGUGCUAAUGUGCAGUACAUGCCUGACCAUGGACCGCUUGAGGUUUGGCAGAAAACACAAGCUGUACUACUAGGUCUUUAA
Molecule: messenger RNA, 660 nt
Organism: Rodentolepis nana
Lineage: Eukaryota; Metazoa; Platyhelminthes; Cestoda; Cyclophyllidea; Hymenolepididae
Source: the annotation of a GenBank genome assembly